Molecule: messenger RNA, 3946 nt
Organism: Schistosoma mattheei
Lineage: Eukaryota; Metazoa; Platyhelminthes; Trematoda; Strigeidida; Schistosomatidae
Source: the annotation of a GenBank genome assembly
AUGUUAUGGCCUCCUUCCUCAGUUUCUAGUUUUGGUCCUGUUUCUUCUUCAUCAUCAUCAUCAUCGUUGUUGAAAUCUUCAUAUAAUGAAUUAAACAAUAACGAGUUAUUGCAAAAGUAUGCUAAGCAUACAAUUCAGUUAUUAGAGAAAAAUCAAACAUUAUUUAAUAAUAAUAACAAUAAUAAUAUUAUUACCACUAAUACUACUACUAAUGAUAAUAGCAAUAAUAAUAAUACUCAUUUUACCAAUCGAAUAACAGAGAUCAAUGAUAUAAAUGGUUCAUCAACAAGAAACAAGUUAAAAUUAAACAUUGAACAUUUCAAUAGUCAUGGCAACAAUCGAAUAAUUACAUCAUCACCACAGAUUGAAUUAACUAUAUCAAAUAAUAAUGAUAAUAAUACAAGUAUUAAUCUUUCUACAACUAUUACCAAUACUAAUAAUAUAACAACAAUCAGUAAAAAUGAUAAUCAUUGGAAUGUUAAUACUAUACCAGUUUGUUCAACUUUCUAUCAUACGCCACAAACAUGUUCAUUUGAAUAUAAUAAUAAUAACAAUAAUAAUAAUAAUAAUAAAUUAAACAAUGAACAAGAAACUAUUGACAAGUUAACUCCAUUGGAAUCGGAAAAUCUUAUUCAUCAUUCAAAUGAUCAUAUUGAUCAUAGUCCAAUUCAACAUCAUGCUAAUAAUACAAUGAAUUGUAAUGUUAAUAAUAGUACAUGUAGUAGUGUGUCGAAUGAAUUAUAUGAUCAAAAUUUACCAUGUUCUACACCGGAACAACAACAACAACAAACACAUUCAACUACUACUAAUACUACUACUACUUCUACUAGUAGUACAAUACAUAUUAAUGGUGCUGUACAUAAUACAUUAAGAAAAACACGUUCUGAUAUGAAAGUAAUACAUAGAUAUUUAAUACAAAUUAAACAUGAUACACGAGAAAUUCAUCAAAUACCUUGUCAUGAAUUAGACAGUUAUAUACAAGACUUUGUACUUACCGCGAAAAAGAAAGAUGGACACGAAUAUGAACCGGAAUCAUUGAAAGCAUUUGUACAUUCACUAGAAAGACAUUUAAAACAUCAUGGCUAUUCACAUUCAGUGCUUAAAGGUAAUGCAUUUGCUGGAACACGAUCUGUGUUGAAUCAACGUUUAAAUGAAUUACGUGCACUCAGUCGAUCUGGUGUAUCAACUAAUGGUGCAUAUGCCUAUUCAUCAAAUGGUGCCAAUAAUCAUAAUAACAGUAAUAAACGUGUAUCGGGAGUUGGUAAUGAUUCAACAUCAGAGAACAGACCAAUUAAUUAUACAAGAAAGCAUAAUUCUAAUCCAAAUGGAUUAUCUUCAGCUGAACUACUUCAAGCUCGUAUACUUGGUACAGAUAAUCCUCAGGCAAUACUGAAUAGUUUAUGGCUUAUGAACAGAACUCAAUUCAAUAUUGGCGGUACACAAAGACACCGAAAUUUAGUUUGGGGUCAAUUUCAACUGAUCACUGAUGAUAAUGGAAUUAAAGCAAUUAAAUUCACUCCAUUAUUUGAAUCUGCUGAAGUACGUUAUUGUCGUGGUUAUGGUGGAACACGUGGUGGUGCUGCAAAUCAUGAUCCAUUAGCAAAAACACAACCACUUAGUUGUACUGGUAGUGCUAAACGUCAACCUCUUCCAUUCAAUUGUGUUGAAUUAUUUGAAAUAUAUGCUAAUUUACGACCAUUAGAAGCUCGUGGUGUUUCUGAGCCAUUCUAUCUGUGUCCAGAUAUUAAUUGGGAUCAAAAUAAUCAAAAUGGAAUUUGUAAUAGUUGGUUUAAAACAAAUGCAGCUGGAUCACAAUUAUUAUCACGUAUACCACGUUCACUUGGUUUGAAACCUUCUAAAGAGCCAAUUUCAAUAUCUGGUAUAAAUUCAUCUAAUAUACAUAAAUUACAAACAUCAAAUUCAUUAAUUCCUAAUCAAAUAAAAGAUUCUGAUAGAUUAAUUACAGAUCAUUGUAGUCAAAUCUUAUCAAAUUUAUCAAAUUAUCGAGAUAUUUAUCAGAUACAAUCACAAAAUAACACUAUUACUAAUGAUCAUCAUCAUAAUAAUAAUAGUCAUAGCAACAAUUAUUAUUUCAAUAAUCUUAGUCGUUCAAUAUCCAAUAACAAUUUAAUUUCACAGAAUUUAUUUAAUUUUUUCCCCUUCCUAUUUCCACCAACACCAUCAUCAUCAUCAACAGCAGCUACCAUAACAACAACAACAACGGCAACAACCUUAGCAUCAUCGGUGGAUGAGCAAAGCUUAACUUGUCAUUCAUUAUUGAAUGCAUCAAUUCCAUUACCUAGUAUUCUGCAAAAUUUAAAUUCUAGUUUAUUUCAACAAACGUUUAAGGAGAAUGUCUCAACGAUUCGUGAAGAGUAUAAUAAUAGUAAUAUUGAUAAUAAUAAUAAUAAUCGUGAUAAUUUUCAAUUUUCACAUGAACAAUUUGAAGAAGAACAGUGUAGACACAAUUCGACUCGGAAUAAAAUUUCUUCACCAACAACUGUAGAUGAAGAUGAUGAUAGUAGAGGAGAAGGAGGACAAAUCGAUGUAAAUGAAGGAGGUGAACUAGAAGUAGACGAUGAGGGAACGCAAAAUAUUAAAAUAAUUAAUUCAAAUUGUUUUUCUCCAACCUCAGAAACUGAACCAGAAAUUGAAAAUUUAUCAACAUUAGAUGAGAAUCCAUCGAAAUUACUCACAAAAUUAUCUUCAACAAUUAGAAAUGAUCUACUCCAUUCUCCCGAUAGAAAUGAACAAUAUGAAUCUGUUGUAAAUAGUUCACAUCAUUCAAAAUCAUCAUCUUCAUCCUCGUGUUUAUCUUCAUCAUCUCCUUCUUCUGCUUCUUCAUGUUCGUCUUCAGCAGACAUUGGAACAUUUAAUCGAAAAACCCAUCAUCACCGUCAUCAUCAUCGUCAUCCCCACCACCCCAACCAUCAAAGUCAUCGUCAACGACUUGAAAUAAAAUCAACUCAUCCAUCAUAUCAACAAGUAGAUGAUUUCAACUGUAGACUAACAGAUAAUUACAACAAAGAGCACUGGUCAUCAUCGGAGUCAUCAUCAUCAUCACCAUCUCCUCGUUUAACAACACCCUUAUCAACAACAGUAACGAAUACAACUAUAUCAAUUGCAUCAUCAUUAUUAUCAACAACACCUUCAUCAACACCAUUAAUCAAAAGUACAACAUCAAUAUUAGCUCGAUUCAACAAAAUUGCAUAAUUGAAUACAAUAUAAACUUGAAUAUGGAAGUUUUUUAAUAACAACAUUGUGUAUUACUCUUCAUUUCAUUUGUCAAAGUAAAAUUUCAAUUUUACAAAACAAAACAAAUCUGUUUAUUGUAAAUGAAUCAAUGGAUUAUUUGAGUUUAUAAUGUGUUAUUAUUAUUAGUAGUAUAAGACAGAUUGAAAAUAAUUAGGAAUUUCAUGUGUUUUCUUUUCUCUCUCUCUCUCUCACUUACUUCCUUUUAUAUUUGUAUAUACAAAAAUCAUCACUCGCACACACACACACACCCAUGCAUCUCACUUUCUUUUACUUCAAACGAUUGGUAAUCCAUUUACUAUCUAUCUAUUAUGACAAUAUGUAUUAGUAUUCAUGAUAUAUUUGUGAUGAUUUUUAACAAUAAUUCAUUAUAAGAGAGUAGAAUGAAAGGGAAACGCACACAAUUUCUUUUGUUUCGCACACUUUUACAAUUUUCAUAAGUAUCAAUAUCAAGCAUAUUUUAUUUAAGUAGUAUCUACAUUAUAAAAGUUAAAAUUAUUAUAAUGAAUACAAGUAUUAGUAUUAAAUAGACUUUUAUUGUUACAUUAUUGAUUAGUAUUACUAUUAAUAGACUUUCUCGAACUGCUGCUUACCCUCCCCCUCUCAAGUGAGCAAAAAAAAAACAUGAUACUUCUUUUAUGAUUAUUAAAAUGCAUGUACAAUUGUAUACUUUAUACCCCUAAUUAACUUGUCC